Messenger RNA from Osmerus eperlanus (European smelt), 2796 nucleotides. It is a transcript of the gene entpd1, whose product is annotated as ectonucleoside triphosphate diphosphohydrolase 1. Bases 539 to 2029 code for a protein of 496 amino acids. NCBI's taxonomy places the organism in Eukaryota, Metazoa, Chordata, Actinopteri, Osmeriformes, Osmeridae. The record is from RefSeq and is a predicted model, not a curated record. Gene Ontology annotation, cellular component: plasma membrane. The transcript has 11 exons. Gene Ontology annotation, molecular function: hydrolase activity.
GAGAGAGAGACAGAGAGAGAGAAAGGGGGGGAGAUAGGAAGAGAGAAGAUCGAGGGAUAUUAUCUGAGCUGCCGGGAGACAACGUUCUCAUGGCUGCACAUAGAGGUCUUCUCUCUUCUGCUCAGAAGCCUCAAAAGCAGAUCACAGACACGGGGGGUGCAGGUAGCAAGAAGCUUUACUGAGGACAGAAAAACUACAUAAAACGAACUGGCAGAGUGCAAGGCAGGUAAUGUACAAAAGCACAACACUAAUGAGCGAUGCAGGACAGGUGCGAAGCUGGUUCGAGGGCUGGAGCAGCGAAGCUAGAGAAAUGGGCUAGGGGUAAAACCCGGACUGGAACAGACCUGGAAAACAGGCAAGAACAAGUGACAGACAGAGAAACAGGGAGUAGCAGAGGUCAACAGGAGAAACUAGCUAAAUCCCUGACUUGAUCUUCACCCUCUCUCUUCUCCCUGCAAAACAACUAUUUUAUUCUCUCCCUCUAUUCUCUCCUUUGCCUCGGUGUCUGUAUAGCUGGUUUUGAGUGUGUGUUUGCAGUAUGAGGCAGUUUUACAGUGGGGAGGCAGAGAUGAAAGGAAAGAACCCCUGGCAUCGACCAGUGACCAUCCUCAUCGCUGUCCUCGGCGUCAUAGCGAUCGUUGCCCUGGUGACGGUGACAGUGAUGCAGAACCAGCCUCUCCACCAGAAGUACAAGUAUGGCAUUGUGCUGGAUGCUGGCUCGUCCCACACAGCAAUGUAUAUCUACCAGUGGCCCGCAGAGAAGGACAACGACACAGGGAGAGUCCAGCAGACCCACGCCUGCAAGGUCAAUGGCCCUGGGAUCUCCAGCUACUCGUCGUCUCCGAGCCAGGCCGGGGACUCUUUGAGGAAGUGUCUUCAGGAGGCUGAGCGCCACGUGCCCCUCAGCAGGCACCAGGAGACCCCGCUGUACCUGGGGGCUACCGCCGGCAUGAGGCUGCUCAGGAAAGAGAACCGGAGUGCGUCGAGUGAGGUGUUUACGGCAGUGGAGAGGGAGUUGCAAAUGUUCCCCUUCUCCUUCCAGGGAGCUAGGAUCCUCACAGGUCUGGAGGAAGGAGCCUUCGGCUGGGUCACUGUCAACUACCUCGAUGAUCGCCUCCGACAGGGCUUGGGAACUAGAGGAGCUCUUGACCUGGGCGGAGCCUCCACACAGAUCAGUUUUGUGUCCAAUCAGGAAGUGGAGUCAUCGGAAAACGCUGUGGCCUUUCGUCUCUAUGGAAACGACUACCACCUGUACACUCAUAGCUUCCUUUGUUAUGGUAAAGACCAGGUGCUAAAACUAGCCCUGGUCCAGCUCACGGAGUCAGGUGAAAGGCAAGUAUCAGACCCAUGUUUCCACCCAGGCUACAGCGUUACUAAGGAAUACUCAGCUGUGUACAAAAGCCCCUGUGUGACAGCCAGGAAACCAAAGGAAAUCAAUUUCACCCACGUCGGAACAGGAAAUGCAUCAAAAUGCCAGGAAGUGGUCAGAAGAGUCUUUGAGUUUGGCAGAUGCAACUUCAGCUCCUGCUCCUUCAACAAGGUCUACCAGCCACCCUUGAGAGGAACCUUUGGGGCCUUCUCAGCCUUCUACUUUGUGAUGAACUUCCUGAAUCUGACCUCUGACCCUUUGGAGAGAGUCAAGGAGAAACUAGAGCGCUACUGUGCUACACCCUGGACACAGUUAAAGCAGGAUCAUCCAGAUAUCAAGGAGAAGUACCUGGCUGAGUACUGUUUCUCUGGGACCUACAUUGUCACCUUGUUGACGGAAGGCUACAACUUUACGUCGGAAAGCUGGAACGACAUCAAAUUCAUUAAGAAGAUAUCAGGGAGUGACGCUGGCUGGACGUUGGGCUACAUGCUGAACCUGACCAACAUGGUCCCAGCAGAGGCGCCUGACACGCCCCCUCUCCCCUACGCAGGCUUCGUCACCAUAGUGACCUUCAUCGCCUUGCUGCUUGUCUUUCUUCUGGUCCUCAGUCUUCACUCCUACUGGCCACGCUGUCGCCCCGCCCAGACACGGAUCAUAUGAACACUCCAUCAUGCUCUGUAUAGCAGCCAUAUACUGUAUGUACCGUGUGUGUGUGUGUGUGUGUGUGUGAGCGAGUAGGAGAGAGAGGGAGACAGAAAGAAUUUGUGUUUGACUUGGGACAUGAGAAUAUGAUGUUAAUACAAUCAUGUUUAUAAGAAAGGACACUGAUUACUGAAACUCCGACCGAUUCCUCCUCAGCUGCCAUCAUUUAUUGACAAUGUAUUGAAUGCUGGAUGAUUCCUCCAUAUUUGUAAUGUAACUGUCAAUGGAGACAAGCUGAUUUCGAGCACAGAAUGCAUGCUUUAAGACUAUUCAAUGGUCAGUGUUCAUCAUGAUCGCCAAUGGAGAUGGCGAGUCUACGCACACACACACACGUCAGUAACAUACUGACCUCUGGUGGUGAGAGGCGGGACGCCAGUUCUGCAUACUGUAGGUCAGUACACCGUUUUUAAAUCAUCUCAUUAAUAAGACUAACCAACAAACUGGAAGUAAGGUGAGACUCAAGCUAUUCCUCCUUUAAAUCCCCUUACAUGCAUAAGCUCAUUAUGCACAGGGCCAAUGGAAUAUGUAAAUACCUCUGUAGCUUUAUGAAGAACGUAAUUUGACAUGUAAAGUCUAAGAUUAUCUUUCGGGGGGGAUUGUGCCCCUUGGGUUUUGACUCAAACAGGAAGCCACAGCCUAAGUUUCCCUCCAUUUGAGACCAAAGCCCUUCCUUUGUGUCAAAGAUACAGGUCUUAUUUGAAAGGAAUAAAGGAGAAAAAUACAAA